CAAAAUCCGAAGCUUCCUCAGUCUGAAAGGAAAAUUCGUGCGAAAAGGAUCCUCCGUCUCCUUUGUCUGUGUUUUUUGCAUAAAUAUAUAUCACAAAAAUAUAUAUAUUAACUAUAUAUAUUUUUCGGCCCAUCGGUAGCCCGAAAGCCAAGAUCUCCUAGCUUGAGCAGCUAUUUAGGCGAAAAAACAAACAAGCAGGAACAGUUCUUGUUGUUGUGUUGUUCCAUUUUCGAACCUGUUAAUUGUGCAAUUUUCGAGUUGAUUUUCCCAGUUUGGAAAAAUCACCCGUUCCACCAGGCUAGUGCAAAAUCGAAAACUAGAUAAGAAACAAGUGUGCAAUUUUCCCCGAUUUUUCUUCCUUGAGGAUCGAACAUUUUUCCUUUCGGAUUCACCAAAAUAAACCCUUAAUUUAAUCUCUCUGUGAUCACGGUGUGUAACAGGCUUAAAGUCAGCGAAAAAAUAGUUUUUCUGUUCGAGCUCGAAAUAAGAAAAGCUAGCUCCCCCCCGCGAAAACAAAGAGAAAACUUUUGCUUCGCUUGAAAGAAAAUCUAGUGAAGAAAAAAAAACAAACUCUGUAAGCUGAGAGAACUGAACAGUUUGUGAACGCGAUAAGCAAUAAAUAGUUGCAAAAAAAAGCAAACAGCAAAAAGUACGCGAAGCAAAUUUGCUACACUUUUUCCUAAAAGCUUCAAGUGAAAAAUUCAAUAAUCAAACGGUGAAAAACUCAUCCCCGCGCGCGCUCGUUCGAGAAAAACAAAGUUCUAGCAGCAGGAAAAGUCAGAGCGUGCGAGAGAGAGAGAGAAAGAGAGAGCGCGGAAAAAGCAGUCCAGCAGUUUUCCCCCGCGUCCGCGCAAAGUUCGCUUAAAUGAGUGAUACAACCCAGAAAUGUUUCGGAAAAACUGGUGGAUUCUCUAUAAAUUUUAAUCAAGACUAUACAUCGCUCUCCGUGGUAUCCAAGCAGGGCUACCGGCUGUUUUCCCUAUCAUCCGUUGAUCGCGUCGACGAGAUCUUUGGCACCCAUGACGAGGACACGAAAAUCGCCGAGCGGCUGUUCAGCAGCAGCCUGGUCGCGGUCGUCACCGCGAGCGAGCCGCACAAACUUAAGGUGUGUCACUUCAAGAAGCGGCGGGAGAUCUGCAACUACAGCUACCCGUCGGAUAUCCUGUCGGUGAAACUGAACCGUUCGCGGCUGGUCGUCUGCCUAGUGGACAGUAUUUAUAUUCAUAAUAUCCGUGAUAUGAGACUGCUACAUUCCAUCAACAACAUGUCCAGCAAUCCGGCCGGGUUGUGCACGCUGUCGCUGUCGUCGCACCUGGCGUACCCGAUCUCUGCGACGACCGGCGAGCUGCAGGUCUUUGACGCAGGCAAUUUGACCUCGCGGCUCAAGAUCAAGGCGCACGACUCGACGCUGUCGGCGAUGAACUUCUCCUUCAACGGGACGCUGCUGGCGACGGCCUCGGAGAAGGGCACCGUCAUCCGGGUGUUUUGCGUCAAGAACGGCCAGAAGGUGCACGAGUUCCGGCGUGGCCUCAAGCGCCACGUCAGCAUCGGUUCGCUGAACUUUAGCAUCUGCGCGAGUUACGUGGUGGCGAGUUCCAACACCGAAACCGUACAUAUCUUCAGAAUCGACCCCAAGUCGAUUGAGCAGGCCGAACGUCGAAACUGCAUCGACAGUGGGGCCACGACCCCGCCGGCGUCCCCAACCACCAACAACAACGAGGGCGAGUCGGACGACUCAGCCGGGGACAAACCCGCCAGUGAGGACACCGGCAGUGGAGGCGGCUGGGGCAUGGGCUUCAUCACGAAGGCCGUCACGGCGUACUUCCCGACCAGCGUCGUUACGGACGUGUUCUCGCAGGACAGGGCGUACGCGACGGUGCAGCUGGCCGAGGCUGGACUGCGCUACGAGUGCGUAAUCGCGAAAGUGGAGAAGGAGACGCGACUGCUGUUGGCCUGCGAGGACGGCUUCCUGUACAUGUACAGCUUCGACGACUCGAAGGGCGGCGACUGCAAGCUGAUUCGGGCGCACGAUCUGCGCAUGCCGUUGCACGGAAUCACAGAGGUCGACAUCGGCGGCAACGAGAACGACACCUCGGUGCUGAACGUCGUCUCGAUGACGGCGUCGAUGAUGCCCGCCCCGGGCACGUACGCCGGCGUCCUCAAGGGCCGCCCGGGCGACAAAAUGUCAGCAGACUCGGACCGCUGCCGGGAUCUGCGCGAGGCCGUUGAGUACCCGGUCAAGAACACCAUUCCGCUGUACGACGACAUGCAGUUCCCGCCGGUCACCCCGAUCACCGUGGAAUGACUCGCCGGCGGCGUCCGGACGCCCAAGAUCAGCAGCACCGUUAGCACCGGCAAGAGGCGUCACGCCAAGUAAGACGGAACUAUGAUGUGGACCGACCGUAGCGCAGCGAAACCCCCGGAAUUUGUGGUUUUUUUUUUCUUUUCUUCGUUUUUAAGUGUACAGUUCUUAAGAUGUGUAUCUCUCUGUUAUUGCUUUUAAAGAACCAUUUUUAUUUCACUUUCGUAACUCUGUUUAAGAUGUAGCGUUUAUCUUAUGUGUCUUUUUUAAUUUUAAGCAUCCAUAUAUAUAUUCAUAUUCUGGAAAUAAACAAUUUUUCUUCACCCUUGAAUCAUGUACUUUCAAAAGGUUGGCAAAACGUAAACUCUUUCGGUAGGAUUUCCAAGUGAUAAGUAUAACUUGCCCGUGGUAUUCGGAUCGGUGAGUUCUUCAAGCAAAAAUCUCACUCUUCAUUUGAACGAGAAAACACUAUCUUAAAGUGUGUGUCGCUGCUGAAAGUAAUACAAAGUAAAACAAUAAGCAAUAGUAUUGAAGUCGAGUCAGCAGCUAAUUGAAAAAGAAAAAGAAAAAUGGUUAAGUUGUUAGGUUAAUCACGCAAAUAACACUUUAUUUUGGUUUUCCCUCUGUAGCUUUUUUUAUAUACUUUACUUACCCUCCAAACAACAAAAUAAAAGUUACACCGAAUGGCAAAGAGCGAGGACAGAACAAUAGCAAAAUAUCGUCGUUUCAGCAACUGCCAUAAAGGACGAACAUAAAAAAAAAACAAAAACAAGUAAGCACUAGUAGUGGAUUGUGAAAAACCUGAAAAAUGAUACCAAAAACAGUAUAAAAAAACUCCGUGUAAAAAUCUACAAAAAAUACUCAUUGUUAAGUUAUUUUUUAAGCAUUCAGCUGUGUAAGAAUACAGAGAGAAACAAAAAAAAAAGAUAAAACAAUUAUAUUUUCCUAUUUAUUAUUUAGAACAAGCUGUAAAUAUCUGAACCAACUUAUUUUAUGCCUUUCCAAUGCUUCCCGUUUCCCCUUUCAGCAAAAAAAAUUAAAAAAAAAACAGUUGCAACCUUUUAUUUCCAUUACUGACACACACACACCAGCAAAUGCAACCACGCGCUGAUCAGAAAGCACAAGUUUAAUCUUAUAUAUCUGUGAGAAAACGGAAAAAAGUUGAGAAAAAAAUUAUAAAAAAUAUUUCGAAAACGUACCUAAAAAAUUUAAUUAUUACGAAACGAAACUUAACAAAGGGCGAAGGCCCCCUUUCAUAAGUGGUAAACCAUCCCGUCGUGUUAAGAAACUGAAAACAGGAAGCAAAGCAAGAGUAAUGGAAACAAUGUGUGUUUGAAUGUGCACUAAUGGUAUCGAAAGAAUAAUAAAUAAACGCAAAAAAAAAACAAUACAAAAAAAGAAUUUAUUUAUCAACACACACACACACAACCACAACUGAGAGAGAGACAAGUUGACCCACAGAAAAAAAAACAAGCAAAAAGAAGGUCAUCACAUCAAUAAGUAGCAAAAAUUCUUUUAACCCAAAA
Molecule: messenger RNA, 3828 nt
Organism: Culex quinquefasciatus (southern house mosquito)
Lineage: Eukaryota; Metazoa; Arthropoda; Insecta; Diptera; Culicidae
Product: WD repeat domain phosphoinositide-interacting protein 2
Exons: 5
Coding region: 866-2305 (479 amino acids)
Biological process (GO): protein lipidation; autophagy of mitochondrion; protein localization to phagophore assembly site
Cellular component (GO): extrinsic component of membrane; cytosol; phagophore assembly site membrane
Molecular function (GO): protein binding; phosphatidylinositol-3,5-bisphosphate binding; phosphatidylinositol-3-phosphate binding
Source: RefSeq, a predicted model, not a curated record